CCAUGCCAGUAAACUGCUGUGUACCACUGUGCACACAGUUUGGCAGUUUUGACAAGUCCGGAAACAAAGUGUCAUAUCACAGGUUUCCGAGAGACGAGGACACAUACAAAAAGUGGAUUGCAGCGAUCAGGCGAGACGAAGGCCCACUUUUCAAAGUUUGCAAAGCCACCAAGGUCUGCUCGCUCCAUUUUCUUCAGACUGACUUCGUUGCCAAUGUUGCGAAUGGCUACAGACACCUGCACUCCUCUGCUGUACCCUCCGUGUUUCCAUUCAAGCAAGUAAAACCAUCAAGGAAACCACCGGCCCAGCGGGCACCGCUUCAUAAGGUUACUUCAAAACGAAAGCGUAAUGCUAGUGUCCAAGGACUUCCCUCUGGAAGAGAGGUAGAUUGUAACCAAGCUGAUAAAGAGAAUGCAGGAGAUGCGAGCAACAUAGAUGUAUUGAAUGUUGAAGAUGCAGGAACCACUUUGCCUUUGAACCAUGAGUCGCCAGAAGAAGCUCCUGUAAAUACUUGCACAUGCAGUGAAAGUAUUUCUGUGUUAGACAAUGAGCUGGCUGCGAGCAAAGCACGAGAAGCAGCGAUUCUGGCAGAUAAUCAAGCCUUGAAGCAGCGAAUAAAAUCCUUAGAAGAAACAGUUGCUUUCCUGGAAAACAAGCUCACUACAAGCAAUGCAACAAGAGAGACAAAUGAGCAUCUCAAGCAGCAAAUUAAAGAACAAAAUAAGGAAUUACAAUUAAUUCGUUCAGAGCUCAUUACUGCGCAAAAGACUAUAGAAAGACUGGAAGAAGUGCCUUCGUUUGGAGCUGAAAGAUUUAAAGAGAGUGACGAGGAUAUAGAAUUUUACACUGGACUUCCCACUUACCAACACUUUGUUGCCCUCAUGGACCUCCUUGAUUUUGGGGAGAAUGGGGAGAAUGUUGUACGCAAGACAAGGAGGAGUGACCUACAAAAUCAUGACAGUCGCGGUCGGCAACACAAGGUCAGCAUUGAAAAUCAGCUCUUCCUUGUGUUGGUAAAACUUAGAGUGGGCCUAUUUCACCGACACCUUGGCCAUUUGUUUAACAUCUCUGCAUCUACAGUGUCAAGAAUUUUUUCCACAAUACUUGAUUUCAUGUAUUUGCAGUUAACAGAAAUAACAACGUGGAUAUCGCGACGAGCUAUUGAUGCUGCCAUGCCGUCUGCGUUUAAGGAGAAGUAUCCAUCAACACGAGUCAUUUUGGACGCCACCGAAAUCAGGUGUGACGUGCCAACAUCUUUCGUGACACAGUCGCAGGUAUAUUCUAAUUACAAGUCUGCUCAUACGCUGAAAGGUCUUGUAGGCAUCUCCCCACAUGGUGUACUUACUUUUGUUUCUGAACUAUUCACUGGGUGCACAUCUGACAGAGAGUGUGUAGAGAGGAGUGGGUUUCUAAAGCUGAAGUUUGAUCCAGGUGACUCAGUGAUGGCUGACAAAGGAUUUAAAAUAAAAGACCUGUUGCAGGAGAAGCAAGUCAUGCUUAAUAUUCCACCGUUCCUAAUGCACGGACAAUUUACUCCUGAGGAAGUUGAGGAAACUCAAGAAAUAGCUGCAAUCAGAAUACACGUGGAGCGGAAAAUCAAGAAGAUUAAGGGGUACCACAUAUUUGACCGGUCGAUUCCUAUCUCCCUGGCACCCUUAGCGAAUCAGAUGUGGGCUGUGAGUGCCUUCCUGACAAAUUUCCAGCCACCACUUCUGAAAGAAGAUACAAGCUGAUGUUAUUCAUGGUGUUGCUUAAUGUACACUUUUUUUAUGUCAUGGGUGAGCUGUGCGUGAUUUUCAGCUGUUCUCUUUAAUGAAGUACAAACUGUUGCUUAAUAUGCACACUUUUCAUAUUGAUGUCUUCUUCCCCUUAGUGAAUAUUGUGUGAGCCGAGCUUGCCUUCCAGCCGUCCCUUUUAAACAAAGCACAAAUUGUUGCAUAAUGUACACUUUUUUUUUCCUCUGGAUGUCUUGCUCUGUUCACUUCGGUGUACCCUUAGUGAAUAUAGUGUGGUCCGAGCUUGCCUUUCAGCUGUUCCUUUUAAAUAAAGUACAAACUGUUGCAUAAUGUACUUUUUUUUCCCCUCUUGAUGUCGUGUUCUCUUCACUUCUGUGUACCCUUAGUGAAU
Rhipicephalus sanguineus (brown dog tick) is the source of this 2127-nucleotide messenger RNA. RefSeq lists its product as uncharacterized. The transcript has 2 exons. NCBI's taxonomy places the organism in Eukaryota, Metazoa, Arthropoda, Arachnida, Ixodida, Ixodidae. The coding region runs from base 3 to 1733 and encodes 576 amino acids. The record is from RefSeq and is a predicted model, not a curated record.